Messenger RNA from Sycon ciliatum, 6082 nucleotides. RefSeq lists its product as uncharacterized. The coding region runs from base 325 to 5187 and encodes 1620 amino acids. Gene Ontology annotation, biological process: negative regulation of hippo signaling; regulation of apoptotic process. Gene Ontology annotation, cellular component: plasma membrane. The transcript has 28 exons. NCBI's taxonomy places the organism in Eukaryota, Metazoa, Porifera, Calcarea, Leucosolenida, Sycettidae. Gene Ontology annotation, molecular function: protein binding. The record is from RefSeq and is a predicted model, not a curated record.
AGCAGCUAUUUCAUUCCGACCCCAGAAGUCCUGGAAAUAUCUUCUUCUUUCUAGCAUUUGCAGCUGGAUUCCGGCGAGGGUAGAUAUCUUCGAGCUGAAACAGGUCCAAUGCCAUUACACAGGUCCGUAGUUGUUAGCAAGACGAUUGAGUAAAAUGCUAUGUCUGUAGAUCUACUAGUCGUGCAUUUUCUGUCGAGGUUGUUUCGUUUUGCGGACGCAUCGCCGUCGUGGACUCUGUCCGGUGACACAGAUAGCGGAGCAGUGCGCUCGCGCCGUCGUUGUCGAUUUCCCCUUUCACGCAUCUAGCCCUGAUGCUGUGCAAUCAUGGACGAGGUGGACAAGGACUUGUUAGAACGCCUGCGCCUAGAGAUCACCAAUGUCUUGCAUGUCGAGGAUGUUCUAGACUACUUACGGUUCAGUCGAAUCUUGACGGCCAAUGACGACGAGAUAAUACGGCGCGGCCACACCCGAACGUAUCGUUGCGAUCUUCUACUGGAUAUUCUACCAACGCGAGGUGAGACGGCUUACGACGCGUUCGUCGAGGCUCUGGAGUUCGUUACUCGCGAGCAGAAGAUCGACGGCUACCGACGGCUCAUCAAGAAGCUGAAGCGACGUACGGAGGAUUCCGUGUCCGAAACGGAGGAGGAUUCUGACGACGAGGUUCGAAUACAUCGCAUGGUUAGCGGUGCAGAGCAUGGCAGGGGAGAGUUGCGUAUUGUCAUCACAUCGGAAACUGCGGCAGCACCGGCACCAGCACCAGGAACACUUCCACACGCGGCGGCCAGCAGCCAGCACCCUUGCAGCACCAUCACGGGCACUAACGUACACUUGUCGUGUGAACAGCAGAUCUGUGAUCUGGUGCAGCAGCGCAACCUUGCUCGCGAGGAGAUCAGCAUUCUUCAGCGAGACCUGGCCAAGUAUGAACACUUGGAAAAGGAUCAUGUGGAACUGAAGUCCCAGCUAGCUGACGAAGAGGAGGAGAACAAACAGCGGUUUGUGGAGCUGCGACACGCACUGGAGCAGAACUACGUGUUCAGCAGAGAGCUGGAUCGUCUCAAUGGAGAACUCGAUGAGUCUAAUGCGGAGAUGGAGAGGUUGCGACGCAUCCAGGCCGAGACGAACGCGUCGGAGGGCUCGACGUUUCGCUUCCGCGAUCUCUACACGGAGGUGAGCGCGGAGCGUGACGAUCUGAAGAAGAAACUUGGAGUGGAGAUGGCCACCACUGCGGAGCUAACUGCCAAGGUGGAGACGACGGGUAAAGAGAUAACGGAGCUACGGAAUGCCGCGCAGGAGGAACGUCACCUGAACGCAUCACUGCGAGAACAGCUCAAGCUGGCUGAUAUCGAGGUGAAGUUUGAGCGUCACAACAGCCUGACCUGGCGCAGUCGCCUGAACGAAAAGGAGAACCGCAGCAGCAGCAAAGAGCUGAGUGAUCUUACGCAUAGGUACAAGCAGCGCUGCGAAGACCUCAAUCUCGCCGCAAAGGAGAUGAAAGAGCUGCGCAAUGAACUGGAGCUGACGACAUCCUCCAUGAAGACAUCCACCCAGAUGCUGGAAGACACCGAACGUCGCUGCAUGACGCAGAGUAAGGUAUUGCAAGAGCUGGGCGAGAAAUACGGUGCUGCCACCAACGAAAGCCGCAAUUACAAGAGCCAGCUACAUCGUCUCGCCAUCGAACUGCAAGAAGUGCAGAACGCUAAGGAUGAGACUCAGUCCCAGUGCCGCAUACUCCAAGAUGAAAUGCUGCUCCGAGACAAGCGCGCGGAGAACAUCGAGGAGCUGCACGCUCGCUGGCGAAACGACAUGGACACGCUUCUCCGACAACUGGAAGAGAUGCGUCAAGACCGUGACAAAACCAAAUCGUUACAUCUACGUGAAAUGCAGGCAUCAGACACUGCUAAGAACAAGGCCGCCGACCUCCAGCACCGCUUCAACCAAUCCGACUUCAACUACAACAAAUGCAAGGCUGAGCUCAAUGAAGCCAAGCAAAACGGAUUUCUUCUUGAGUAUCAGUUGCAUCAGCUUGCUUCCAUCGUCAACAAUCUCCUGGAUUCGUCCGAAGCAAAGAAGCUGGAUCAGGACCGAGCACGCUUGCACCUCACACUACAUCGUGCUGUCGUUGCUGGAAACAUACCUGAGGGUCUGCAAGAACUCGAGAUACCCAAAGAUCGCCGACUACCUAUCAUGGAAAUUGCACUGAAUAAGGCAGACGGUUCCUCCGACAACAAGUUUGGUCUCUCCCUGGAAAGUCACAUCGUGGUAGCUAAGUCACAAGUGCCGAGCACGCAGAACUACCGCGAUCUGUUGCUGCCGGGCGAUCGCAUUCUGAAGGUGAAUGGGUUUACGGUGACAGAUCAGCAAGUAUCAGCCGUCGAUGAAUACCUGCAGCAAAGUCCACCCACGGCACGCCUCCUCAUCUUCAGAUCCCCGACGAGUUUUCUGUCUCCUGUUGGAAGUGCGAAAAUACCACUGCUACAAUCCCCGGCACAGGGCUCAAACUCGUCCAGUCUACAGCGUUCACCAAAGACCACGUCGACAAUGCCACGCCAUACGAAUCGCCUCAGUCUUGGAUUUCCGAUUCCGUUCAAUUCGGAUUCGGAAAACGACGAUCAGAGCACGAUGCCAUCGAUAAUCAUUCAGAAAGUGGAGACGCUCGGUCGCGGUACCUUGAGCAGGGAUGUAGCCGUGGAGCUCAGUCGACGCACUGUUCCUGUUCCGCCCUCUCCACCCCCGCGUGGAGGCCAGGAUCAGCAUUCAGCACAGCAUCAUAAUCAUCAGCAGCAGCAAGAGCAUGUACGGUCGUCCUUAUCCGAUGGCCAGCCCCUGGAGCCGAUCAGCCUGUACAACUCCGCCAGCUGCUUCUCCUUCUCCGACACCGAGGGCAACGCCAAGUCGGACGAGGAGGGGGCGACCUACCCGGUCCUGACCCGCCCGGGGGCCCGACGGCCCACCACGCGGGAGCGCAUAGUGCGCCGUAGCUCUAGCAUGGGAGAGUUCGACCGCCUGCGGCAACGGAUGAACUUGAUGUCGGACAGUGCGUCGGACGACUCCGGCGAACCAGCGGAUAGCAUGCUACCUGGACGCAGUCGCACUGACACGUCCGGGAAAACGACGAAGAGCGUGGCAUCGCGUACGACGACAACCAGUAGCUUCCAAUCGCCCAGCGGGGCUCUUAGCCUGCGCUCCACCCAGGAGAGGUGUAGGCGCCGUCUCACGCCCACGGAGCGUCGCAAGUGGAGGGAACGGCACGUCGACUACAUGAAAGGACAGAAUGGGUUUGGCAACUCCAUGAACGUGGGCUCGUUGAUCUUGCAGCACCGGAAAACACUGAGCACGGCUUCUCUGGAUGCCGACGUUGCCAUGGCAGGGUCGGCGGACGACAUUCCGUCGCGAUGCAAGAUCAUGCUGCCGAAGGGCAGCACUCACGUUCCGCAGAGUCGCGCCCGCUCGCCGUACUUCCACAUCGACAUCAUCGAGCACCGCCUGGAAGAUCCGCUGGUGAGACCCACGGACCGACGUAUCAGCAUGCGCAACACCGACUCAAGUAUGAUACCAGGCCACCGAAUAGUUAGUAUCCCGCUGGAGCGCAUCCGACCUCUCAAUAUACAGCUUGCUGGUGGCCGUGGUAACGGUGUGUAUAUCGAGGAUAUACGUAAUGAUAUGACUGCACUUCCCAACGCUAAGCAGUUGAACCUCAAGCCGGGCGAUCAGCUUCUGCGGCUUGGCAACUGUGACCUCGGCAACGCUACAUACGAGAUGGCAGCCACUGCCUGGAAGUUGAUCCGUAUGGCAUGCACUCUGUGCUUCCAAGAGGACAGUCAUAACGAGGAGGAGCGUUGUUUCUCGAUCAGCGUUCGUGACGCACAGACCGCGUACAAGAACUUGCCGGAUGGCGUGCGAGAUGCUUUCUUUCUAAGGAUAACCCGUGCGGUAGACAGGCAGUAUGUGGAGGGAGAGCUGCGACUAGAGACCGGUGCGCUGUACCAUGUUGUGGACACGAUGUAUCAGAACAAGGAGGGUCAGUGGCGGGCACAUCGUAUCAGUGAGACUGGCCAGGUGCUGGACACCGGCUGCAUUCCCAGUGCAUCAGUCGUCCACAUGGCUACCAAGGCUCCUACCCUGGGCUCGCCAAUGCGUAAGAUGCACUCCGACUCGCAGUCGCCGGUCAGCCUGCUCGGUACGGGUAACAAUCGCCCCCGGUCGGCAUCUGUACCCAUGAGCAGCGCCGACGGCGGCUUGGAGAAAGUCCAGGCUGUACAGGGUGGAGGUGGCGGUGGCGGUGGCGGCAGUGUUAGCCCCAUAGCCGAGGACAGGCGCAAGUCACACGUGCCGAUGACGCUGCUCUCUGCCAAGGGUGAAACAGCAACUGUGCCGGUGAGCUCUCAGUCGUGGAUGCAGCGCAUCAAACGCGAGCUGUGGCAAACACUGCGUCCAAGUCAGUCGCAAGAGGAUCCACCGUCGCCGGCACAGCCCGGACCCAAACACCUACACAGCCCAGUAACCAUGGAGACGAUAUCACCACCUGUGUAUGAAGUUGUGGAACGCUGCAGAUUGCUGUAUGCUCGCCCAGUCAUCAUCGUGGGUGCGAUGGCCGACCGACUGAUGCAUCAGCUGCUGCACGACCCACACAGCUCUUGCUUUGUCAACUGUACAGCGAUGACCAGUCAAGAAGCGGCGUUGAAUCAACUUCGCCGAGGCAGCAGCCGAAUGGAGUUCACCGAUGCUGACGGACAGACGCGUAUCGUAGCAAUUCAGAGCAUACACGACCUUUCCAAGAAGCAAAAACACAGCGUAUUUGCCAAUGUCAGUACCAACGUAGUCAGCAUCCUGCAGAGUCACUGUCUGCAUCCCAUAGUCGUGCGCAUCGUUGUCAACAACAUCAGUCACAUGUGCUUUUGCCUAGGUGUGGAAGAAGGCAAGGCUGGUCAGAUUCUACAGCAGGGAAAUGCGUUGGCAGCACAGCACAUGAGUAUUACUGAUACCUUGGUCUUUGAUCGCCAGAGUGAUUUCAAACCACUGAUCAGUGAAUUGAAAGAGCUUGUGACACGUCGACAAAACGAAGCCCUGUGGAUUGCUCAAGAUGAGCAGCUUCAUACACAACCGCUAGGUCACGACGAUGUCAGUGAUUGGCUGCAGAGUGAUGCGCUCACCAAUGGAACUGGAAGCCGUGAAUCGUCGCCUCCAUGAAGCCUCCCCGAAGUACGAAUGUGUGUGUGUUUGUGUGUGUGUGUGUGUGUGUGUGUGUGUGUGAGUGAGUGAGCGUGUGUGCGCGUGCGCCUGCAAGUGUGCGUGUGUAUGUAUGCGUGUGUCGUUGUACGUGAGUGUGUAUUCCGGCAAAGUGAGCACUGAAUACAUUAUUUGUCCAUUGUCAGCCAAUUCCUACAUCAGCACAUGCACCAGAUCUGACUCUGAUUGAGUGCCCAGUUUUGAUCAGCGAAGACCAGUUCGAGACCUAUCAUGAGUCGGUCCACUGGAUGGGUCUACAUUCUUUCACCAGUAAACUAAACCUACCUACUGCAUUGCCAAAUUAGUGCCCACCCCCCCCCCCCCCCGGCUUCAAAAUGAAUUGUGAUGCCUGAUGGAAAAACGAAAUUGCUCAUAGUUUCUUUCGCAAGUAAGUAAAAAAUCAGUUGACACCAUUUACCGAUUCUUCUUCCGUUCUCAAUUCUCAAGCUGAAGAAUAUUUUGAUUAUCACAUCCCUAGCAAUUUACCGUGGGUCUUUCACACGCAUCUGAAUCCAUGCGAUUACUUCAGCAACUCCAGCUGCUUUUCUCCACUUCCUGGUGUUACAGAAACCGUGUAUAAGCAGAAUAUAAUUUCCAUGAUAACCUGCUAUGCAAACGUAUACCAUUAAUUUUCUAAGAGCCUGCAUGGUUUCUUGUGACGGACUUGCAUAUCGUGAAAAUAUCUAAUUGUUGAGAUUUAUUCCGGUACCUCACCAAACAUAUUUUCGCCAUUUCCAGUUCCAUUUGAAGCUUUCCAUGCACUUCUUCUAGUCUGGCUAUGUUGACCCGCGAGCUCUAUAAAUAACUAAGUGCGCAUUUUGCAGAAGCAAUGAUGACCUUUCCUACCCUCAGCUCA